Molecule: messenger RNA, 777 nt
Organism: Coccomyxa subellipsoidea C-169
Lineage: Eukaryota; Viridiplantae; Chlorophyta; Trebouxiophyceae; Coccomyxaceae
Exons: 7
Coding region: 1-777 (258 amino acids)
Source: RefSeq, a predicted model, not a curated record
AUGGACCAGGGCGAGCAAUCUCACCAGGAAGUGGCAGAGGAGCUCCUCAACCUGGAUCCUGUUGCCCAAGCAAGGCUGAAGCGUGUCGGAGAGGCGGCAGCCCUUGUGGCCAGCUUGCAGGCUCAGCAGGCAGCUCUUGAGAAGGAGAUUGCACAGGCAGCACAGGCCUCAGCGGAUGAGGCACGUCGAUUGGAGGCCGAUCAGGCGCAGCGAGCUUCAGAGAGGGGGGCAGAGGCAGACGUCCUGGAUGCAAAAAGGGCACUGCUUGAGGCUCAGCAGGAGCUUCAGAGCGCCAAAAGGGAGCGAGACGCACUCCUGACCAGCAGCAGCCAGGAUCUGGAGCGGUUGGAGUCUGCAAAGGCGGGAGCAGUGGCGGCAAUGGGGGGCCUGCUGGCCGCACUGCCCUACCUGGCGGUGCAUGGGCAGAACCAGGCCAGCGCGGCGCUGUCGGCUGCGCAGGUGGUGGCCUCGUGCCUGCUCUUCGGCGUCACCUACCGCUAUGUGCAGUCGGCGGCUGCGAACAACCCGCACCUCAAGGGCGGCUCCGUGGCUGCCUUUGGCCUGGUGCGAGGGCUGGCGUAUGCGGAUGCAGCGCAGGUGGCUGCAAGCUCAGCCGGAGGCAGCCCUGUGGAUGUAGCUGUGUUCGGCUCUUCUGCGCUGGCUGCUGGGGAGAGCAUGCUCACCUUUGCCUUUGCGGCGGCUGCUGUGGAGGCCGCUGCCAGGUUGAAGAUUGUUCGGCCCUUUGGAUUUGCUCUUCUUGAAGACAAGGAGCAGUGA